Bombina bombina (fire-bellied toad) is the source of this 3146-nucleotide messenger RNA. It is a transcript of the gene TAF4B, whose product is annotated as TATA-box binding protein associated factor 4b. NCBI's taxonomy places the organism in Eukaryota, Metazoa, Chordata, Amphibia, Anura, Bombinatoridae. The transcript has 15 exons. Gene Ontology annotation, biological process: transcription initiation at RNA polymerase II promoter; DNA-templated transcription. Gene Ontology annotation, cellular component: transcription factor TFIID complex. Gene Ontology annotation, molecular function: RNA polymerase II general transcription initiation factor activity; DNA binding; protein heterodimerization activity. The record is from RefSeq and is a predicted model, not a curated record. Bases 191 to 2998 code for a protein of 935 amino acids.
GCGUUAAGUGUGUUUUACAGCAUAUACAACAGAUCUAUAACUAGAAAGCAAAUACAUGUAAAUAAUGUAAAUUUGGGUUACAUGUGCCUGACGUGUGUCAGAUGCAUCUACUAUAAGCCCUGCCGCGUAGCUAUGCUUUUCAAUUCAGCUCUUAUUUUUGUAGUCUUGUAUCUGAAGUACUGCUGAGGUGAUGCACCCCAGUCAAGCCAUAGCUGCUGCUCCUUCUGUGGCUAGCCCCGCUGUUACUGCCAGCAAUGAGACUCCAGCAUCAGCACCUCUGCUUGCGAACUGUGUCUCAGGGAUGGCCAAUGCUGAUGUGCCAUCUGCAUCUACCCAAGUGCUGAUUAGCCCCCCCAGCUUGGCACCUACAACCCGGCCUUCAGGGCUUCCUGCCCCAUUGUGUACACUGGUGACGAAAGUGGCACCACUCUCUGUAACUAACCAGGCAUCAAAGGUGAUGCGUGGACCAAGGAUGUCAGCACCGCCCCAAAUCAUUCCUCCCAAGACAACUCAAACUACAAUCCAGUUACCGGCUAACUUUCAGAUUCCCCCAGGUACAGUCCUCAUAAGAAGCGGUAAUGGACAACUUAUGCUUGUGUCUCAGCAAGCCCUGGCCAGAGCACAGGCACAAGUGCAGAACAAUUCAAUUGCAAGGCUUCCAGCAUCUACAAGUAUAACAACUGUGCAGUGUGCUAAGCAGACUAUGGGAGCCAAGCAGCUGUCAAAUGUCACAAAUACUAUUGUGAAAACCACAUCUUCUGCACCAGUUACUCUACCGCCUGUACUGCAAAGGACUACUACUCCUGUAUUGCAGCCUGCAACUGUGACAAAUAACAUUGCCGGUAUUUCUUCACCUGUAAGUGUCAGACCAAAUACCUCAGUUUCUGGCCCAACGAUUGUCAAAAUAUGUACUCCUCCAGUAGGUUACUCAGCAGCCGCUGGCACCUCUCAAGGAGCCCCUGCAGUAUUAAUAAGAUCUUCUGCACCAACUACUACUGCUGUGUCAACAUCAUCUUGCACUUUAGCUGGAACAAUAACUUCAACAUCAGCAACUUUGGCAGCUACAUUGGGAAUCAAAACUUCUUCCGAGAUGGGCACUAGUACCAAAUCUAUAACUGUUUUACCAGUGAAAUCCUCUGUACCUUUGGCUACACCUAUAAAAGUAACUUCUGGCACCCCUAUUGUACUUCAGUCCGCUGCUGUAGCACCUUCUUCUAGUGCUCUAACCACUACUCAGCCUGCUAUAGUGAACACGUCUACCUCAUCCUCUACAAGUGUCAUCCAAACCUCUAGCCCAUCUGUGAAAUUAACAACUGCUAACAUUUGUGAUCCAACUACUGCACGUGGAACACAGAGUCCUCCUAUUAAAUCAAGUAUUAUGCAAUCCUCACCAACAGUCACAUCUAUAGUGUCUGGAAAUAAUGUACCCUCUGCAACACCUGUGCAAGUUCAAGCUAACCAUUCCACUGCAGUUCCUAGUGUUGUAAGUAACAGAGCAGAGCCUUCAAAAGUGUCCCAAAAGUUACAAACUACCAGUUCUACAGAAGUCUUGGACAAUGUGAAGAAGUGCAAGAACUUCCUUGCAACAUUAAUAAAACUAGCAUCAAGUGGGCAGUCCCCAACAAUGGGAGAAAAUGUCAAGAACCUCGUCAAGAGUCUACUUGAUUCAGAAGUUGAGCCAGAAGAAUUUACAACAAAAUUGUAUGCAGAGCUGAAGUCCUCUCCACAGCCUUAUCUGGUGCCUUUUUUGAAGAAAAGCUUACCUGCCCUACGUAAACUUAUGCCAAGCUCUCAGUCAUUCAUUAUGCAAUGUGGUCAGCAGAUACCAACUACUAAAGUCACAAUGGCGAACUCUGUCUCUGUUGUGAAGAUUACACCAACCACUUUGUCUCAAAGUAUAAAACAAAUUGGUACAACAACCCUUGGCAGUCUUAAAGUUCAGCAAACGUCCUCAUCAUUGACACAGCCAAUCAACACAUUGAAGCCGAUGAACUUCAAACAGUUGGUAGUCCAGCAACCGACCGGAGGUAUUGUGAAGCAUGUGACAGCACUUCAGCAAGCCUCAACAUUAAAUGCUCAGAAACCAGGAGAAAAGCGAAUAUCUUUAAAUGCACUUAUUCAAGCCAGUCACUUGUCACCUGCUUCCAUUCUUAAACCAGUCUCAUUGCCUGGAAACAAAGUUAUUUCACUUCAAGCACAUCCUAUACCUGUAAAAGAGAAUGUCACGGCGUGCUUCAGGGAGGAAGAUGAUAUUAAUGAUGUUACUUCUAUGGCUGGAGUUAACCUCAAUGAAGAGAAUGCCUGCAUCUUAGCCACCAACUCUGAAAUAGUUGGUGCUGUAAUUCGGUCGUGCAAAGAGGAGCCUUUCCUAUUUACAACAGCUCUGCAUAACAGAAUCUUAGACAUAGGUAAAAGGCAUGACAUUAAUGAACUCAACUCUGAUGUUAUGAACUUGGUUUCCCAUGCAACACAGGAGAGAUUACGAGGACUCAUUGAAAAACUGACUGUGGCAGCACAGCACAGGUUCACAAACUGGAAGAACAGUGAUAGAUAUAUCAAGUCUACUGAUGUGAAGGCACAGUUAAAAUUCCUCGAGCAACUUGAACACUUAGAAAAACAGCGCAAAUAUGAAGAAGAAAGGGAAAUGCUACUCAGAGCAGCUAAGAGUCGUUCAAAUAAAGAAGACCCAGAACAGCUCAGAUUAAAGCAAAAGGCCAAAGAGAUGCAGCAGAUGGAAUUAGAGCAAAUACAAUAUAGGGAAGCCAAUCUCACAGCACUGGCUGCUAUUGGGCCAAGAAGAAAGCGACCUUUGGAUUCUGUGGGCCUUCAAUCUGGAUUGGAGGAGUUUUGCACAUCUGGAUCCGCUGGUUUUGGUUUUUCUAAAUCAUUACAUAUUCCCAGAAUAACACGUGUUAGUCUCAAGGAUUUAAUAUACUGCAUGGAGCAAGAAAAGGAAACCAGGCAUUCCUUAUCAUUAUAUCGUGCAUUCCUAAAAUGAACUUUAAGAAUUUUGCCAAAGAAAUGCUUAAUGCUUUAUUGCACUAUCCUGAAUUUUGUUUCGGGAAAACAAUCCUUCCAGAAAAAAAAAAAAUGUUUUUGGUUUACAGGAUUUAUUUUAAUAUAUAAUUAAACAUAUUACAGCAACA